This is a messenger RNA of Prorocentrum cordatum, 3675 nucleotides long. The record is from the annotation of a GenBank genome assembly. Lineage: Eukaryota; Dinophyceae; Prorocentrales; Prorocentraceae.
AUGGAGUGCCUGCCGUGCGAACUCGAUGACUUAGUCACCAGCAGCGGCGGUGACGACGUGCAUGAUGGGGCUACUGACGCAGGCGAUGAUGCAGCCACGUGCUCUGAGGCCAUCACCGAUCAAUUCCUCUCGACUAUCACAUUCCUGCGCGUCAUGACUUGCAAGUGCUGCAAGCACUCGAGUAAUGAAUUGAAUCCUUUGGUCAGGGGGCCGUUCAAACGGAGCGAAAAGAAUCCAGCUUGGCCGUGGCUCAAAGGCACAUUGGAGCGGCCAGUUGGACUGAUCUGCAGGCUGUGUUUCUGGGCGUUCGCACUGGGGGGCUUCGCCACGAAGUUUGCCAAUCUAGAGAAGCUCCUGGAAGAGAUGAAGAAGAACACCGACAAUACCUUGACGGGCGAGUGGAUCGCAGUCCUUGAAAGGUUGAUUCAACUUAUCAACGCUGGGAAAAUCGGAGCAAAGUUGAGGGGCGCAAAGAGAACGCAGAUCCUCUCGAACAUCACGGAAGCUCGCAUAAAAGCAGUGGAGGUCCUGAAAUCUGGCGGCACCCGGGUUAUGGAGAAGUUCAGGGCUGUGGACUUGGUUACGUGGAUGAAAAGACACCCAGGAUCGAACCCGAAGGAGGAUGGACAUGUCCUGAAGGAAGUUAAUUUACCGCAUAAGGGCCUCACCAUGUGCGUGCUACUUCGCAAGUUGCCAGACGGGGAGUACGACGUCGAAGUGGACACAGAUAUCCGCGCAGUCAUGCGCGAGGAGCACGAUUCAGGUAAGGAACGCUUGCGCGAGGGACAAGAGGAAGACAAAUUUGGUGCAUUGGUGGGCGCAGCCUCAGAGUUUGCAGCCUCUGGCGCUGACAUGAAGCAGUUGGCCCAACCACAACUCCAAGCGCUACCAGAACCGCCGACGCCUUCUGGCGGCAGCCGUCCCGAGGCUGGGGGAAACGGAGGCGGCGAUGGUGAUGGCGAGGACGCCGAGGACUCCGAUGACUCCGACGAUGAUGUGCAGGGGGUGCUGGCUGGCUCAUUACUCGGCAGCGUCUUCAAGCCAGCGCCAAAGGCAGAGAGCAAGCGCAAGGCCGCCGCGCCCACAGUGCAAAAACAAAAGCAAACAGCUGGUUCGUUGAAGCGCAGCCCGGAGAAGCACGACGACGAGCAACCAGAGCCAGCGGCAAGCCCACCACCUACAAAGGUUAGCAAGGGCAAGGGCAAGGCUGCGCGCAUCCCCACCAACGUCGACGGCCUGUUGACGUACGAGGGCUACUUCAAGACGAAGGACCAAGUGAACGAGAUUAUGAGCACGAAGCUGGUGUCGGAGCCCUUUGACAGCAAGGUGAUGAACCAUUCGACGACUGCAGCCGUGGAUAAGGCGCUGACCGAGGUGACGAAAUCCCUUGAUAAGAUCGUCAAGGAUCUGGGCAACAUCGACAGGAAGAUGACGAAUCGAGGCAGCACGCCUCCAGAGGCGUUAGAUACGGUGCGCAAGCUGCGGGCGAACACGCGCACCAUGUCAGCUGUGCUCGCGGAGUUGGUGAAACCGAAGCCAGACAUCUCGAAGGUCGAUGCGCUUGAGGUAAGUUGCUCUCGUUUUGACUUCAGCUUGCCGAUCGCGUUGAUUCUCAGGAAAACGAAGCACGCUGUGGACGACCUGUUGCGCUACCACAAGUACGAGGACAUUGGCUCUAUCCUGACCACCUCCAGUCCUCUGCUGGAUGAUCAUGAACAUCGCUGCCAGUUCAAUGCCCAUGUCAUGGAGAUCUGCAUCCAGAAGCGCGUCCUCAACGUCACUGGCGUGAAGAAGGAGACAGACGCCGCGGCAGUGAACAAGCUGCAGGCGCUGCUCCAGAUCGGGGUCCGAGAUGAUGCUCUCGCGCCGGCUGCGCAGGAAGAAAUCGCCACUCUCCUCAAUGCGACUGGCGCCUCCACCGACGAGGUCACCAGCGACGAGCAGGAGAAGGCUACUCAGCGCUUGAAUGGGUUGCGCUUGGACUCGGGGUACGCUGGCGUGCUAGCGAGCGCGUUCGUGCUGUCGCAGUUCGAGAACCUGAAGUCCUGGUGCGAGAAGGCAGCUUCGGCCAGGCGCGCUUCAGAAUCGGGGAGCGCAUUGUCCCAGGCAGUCUCCAAGCUUGAUGCGGCGCAAAGGCAAGAGUCGCUGAGCUCGCAGGACGUGGAGACCGUGCGAGCCGCACUCUUCCGCGCAGUGGAAGAGAUCGUCAAAGAGGCUUCUACCGAUCAGGACCUGCAGGCCUUCAUGACGCUUAUCGAGCGGCUCGAGAAAAGCAUGCAGCAGUCUCUGGCUACCACGAUGACGACUUUGCCGAGCGUUGCUGCCACCCUUUUUGACGCCCAGAAUUUCGAGAAGUCACCGGCCCUCGUUCAGCUCCAGCACGCCCAUCAGAAGCUCCAGAUGGUCGAGUUCCAUUCGCUCGCGAAGCCGCCCCUGAUCCAGAAGUUGUCGAAGAAGAAGCUUGACUUAGCGACUCCAGCUGGUUCUUCUCGGGCGAUCUUCAAUGCGGCCCACGCCGUUGACAAUGUGUGGAAGGUCUUCAGAAAGGUUGUUUUUGCUUACUCGGACUCGAAACCAAACAUCCAGGGCUUGGUGACCAUGUUCGCUGAGAUAGACUCGAUGAUCAGCAACUUGAAGCUUGAACCGUCGUUGCUCAAGCACGCGAAUGAGGCUGCCGAGAUCGUCAAGAGGAACUGCGACAUCAGCGAAGUCGUGAAGCCCCAGAUCGAGGACUUGCUGAAGGAGAUGAAGGGCUUACUCGAGACAGGCUUGCCAGACGCCUUGCUAGCUGAAACGUCGUCGAAAGCCAGGGCGACGUUGUCUGGUUUCGCCCCGUUGCACUCCAACCUGAUGAAGAUGGCCAAGUGGAUUCCGGAGAAGGAAGCGUUCAGAGUUGCCAUGGGCUACCUGAACAACUGGGUGCAGGUCUGCAUGCAGGCCGAUCUCCACACAGCGCUGGACAAUAACCUCAAGUACGACGAUGCUUCGUUCAAGGUUGCCUGGGACUCUUGCAAUCAGCUGAAUGAUGCUGGGGGCUCUGCGGUCUUAACGCUCCAGAACUACAUUGGCGAGAAGUACUCCUCACCGAUCGCCCAGUUUGUGAAGAUGGCGCAUAAGCAGAUGCAUGAGCGCAUUGACAGUCAGUGUAAAGCGUUAGAUCAGCAUUUGUCGAAGUUGGCGACGCAGCUGGAGAGGGACAUUCAGGGGUUUGGUGCGGAGUCGACCUCGGACGAAGCCAAGCAGGUGAAGUCAACCGCAGCCAAGAUCGACGAACAGCUUCACGAUGUAGACGUCAUGGUCGACAACCUGGGGGUGGUGAAGGAUGCAAGCGUUCCACAUGCGGCGCCCGCUCGGACGAUCGCGACCAAGGCCACAGGUCUCACCGUGAUUUGGGGUUGCGAGACGCUGCUGAAGAGCAAGCACAUCAGUGCUAAGGACAAGGCCGGGGACAAGGUGCGCAGCAGCUUGAACAGCGUCUACGUCGAGUUCAUGAAGGACAAGGAGCCUGACGUGUGGGGCCAGGACUUGAAGGACCGCGUGGAGGCUGCCCUCUCGCUUGGCUCGGGCCAGCCCUCAAAGGAGGGUGACGGUUCGGGACCAUCCGGAGCUGCUGGCCCAGAUGCCAGCGCGAGCCCUGCCGCCGUCAAGCCCAAGAAGAAAGCUCGCAAGAGCUAG